CUGCUGAAAUUAUUUCAUACUGCUUUCUUUGUCAGCAUACCCACCAACUAUUCAACAUCUUUUGAACACAGCCAGGUCGUACUCUGUGUUCCUCUCUGAUAAUCCAGAACUUGACGCAACCGAAAGUGCUCUUGGAAAAUAGCACGUAGUUGGGCCCGAGCACCUGGGGUACACUGGCUUUGACUGGAGAGGCGCUAACGUUAGCGUUGCUGGCUUGCUGGCAGACCUCGUUAGCUAGCUACAGUAUUUCAUUUUACUUCGUCUUAAAUAGGGGACUGACCCUGUUGAACUGGACAAAGUGAUCGGUAUCUAAAAUGAUCAUUGAAAACCUCGAUGCCUUGAAGACGUGGCUUUCUAAGACGCUCGAACCCAUAUGUGAUGCCGACCCGUCUGCCCUUGCAAAAUAUGUCGUUGCCUUGGUGAAGAAAGACAAAUCAGAGAAGGAACUUAAAGCGCUAUGCAUCGACCAGUUGGAUGUUUUUCUUCAGAAAGAGACCCAGACUUUUGUAGAUAAACUAUUUGAAGCUGUGAACUCAAAGAGUUACCUACCUCAGCCAGAGCAUCCAACCUCCACGAGUAGAACGGAGACUCACCAGCGCCAAGACAAAGAUGAACCCAAGAAGGAGGAGCUGAAUCGAGAUGAUGACCGGGACAAAAAGUUCUCCAGGAGGGUAAACCACAGCCCUCAGUCCAGCUCCCGCUACAGCCGUGACAGCAGGAGAGGGGACGACCGCAAGAAAGAUGACCGCUCCAGGAAACGAGAUUACGACCGUAACCCUCCCAGGCGAGACUCGUACAGAGACCGGUACAACCGCAGGCGAGGGCGCAGUCGCAGCUACAGCCGCAGCCGCAGUCGCAGCUGGAGCAAAGACCGGACUCGAGACCGCGAUCGGGAGAGAGACCGUGAACGAGACAGAGACCGUGACCGAGACCGCGACCGCACCAGGAGCAGAACACGUUCCAGAAGUCACUCUAGAACCAGGAGCAGGGAGCGGGAUUCUGGGAAAUCUAAGUAUGACCACGAGAGGACAGAGAGGCAAGAGGGCGUGGCCGCAGAGGGCUACACGGCCACGCCCCUCGCCUCCGGCACGUCCUCCACUCAUUUCCCCGUGCCCACUCUUAGCAGCACCAUCACCGUCAUCGCUCCGACUCACCACGGCAACAGCACCACUGAGAGCUGGUCUGACUUUCAGCAGGACCACGCCCCAUAUGGAAGGGCUGCCCAGCCUCCACAGAGGAAACGUUGCCGUGACUACGACGAGAAGGGGUUCUGCAUGCGAGGGGACAUGUGCCCCUUUGACCAUGGCAGCGACCCAGUCGUGGUGGAGGACGUCAACCUUCCCAGCAUCCUCCCCUUCCAGCCUCCACCCCUCCCUGUGGUGGACGGUCCCCCUCCUCCCGGUCUGCCACCCCCGCCUGCGCUCUUAAACCCCCCGCCUGUCAACCUGAGACCGCCGGUACCCCCGCCGGGCACCAUGCCUCCCAGUCUCCCACCCGUAGCAGGUCCCCCUCCUCCUCUCCCGGCCCUCCAGCCUUCGGGGAUGGACGCUCCUCCCAACUCCAUCACUAGCUCAGUCCCCACCAUCGUCACGUCAGGGGUCCGGCCCCCGAUCACCCAGCCCCCCCCGCCCCUCUUUACCUCAGACUCGUUUGAGCCGGACGUUUAUAACCCCGAGGCUCCCAGUAUGACCAGACCAGCUUACAGACACCGCGUCAACGCCCAGAGGCCCAACCUCAUCGGCCUGACCAUGGGCGAGGUGGACAUGCCCCCGCGAGAAAAAAUGCCAAACAGCAACAGCAUGCGGAUUGUUCUGGAAUCGGACUCCAGGAAACGGGGAGGUGGUUUGCUUGAAGGGGGACUUCCCGCUAAGAAGCCCUGGUUUGACAACAGGCAGAACUUUAAUAAACCCAACCACCAGGGCUUCCAUAAGAAAAUCCCUUUCAAUUCUCCCAACACCAAACUGGCCAUUCGCCAGAUUCCACCCGAACUCAACAACAUCAGCAAACUCAACGAACAUUUCAGCAAGUUUGGCACCAUCGUUAACUUACAGGUUGCUUAUCAGAACGACCCCGAGGCGGCUCUGAUCCAGUUCUCUACGCCGGACCAGGCAAAGCGGGCCAUCACGAGCACCGAGGCCGUACUGAACAAUCGUUUCAUCAAGGUCCACUGGCAUCGGGACAACGGCCCCGGGCAGACGGCUAGUCAGCCGCUCGCGACGGCUCAGCAGUCUCCCGUCACCACUUUAAAACAGUCAGUGAAGGACAGACUGGGCCCUCUGCCUGCCGGCAACUCGGAACCCCCACAGGACUCCAGCACAGCCCCGCAGGGCGCAGUCAAAACUUCGGUGAAGGAGCGCCUGGGCUUCACUCCUAAAUCAGUUGUUCAAACGGGAAAGGUCCUGUCGACUUCCACCGGACUCACAAAGACGGUUUAUAACCCCGCGGCGCUGAAGGCUGGCCAGAAGGUGGCGUCGUUCACAGGGACUGUUAAUGCAGAGGAUGCUCUUAAGAAGAAACAGGAGGCUCUGAAGCUUCAGCAGGACGUGAGGAAGAAGAAGCAGGAGAUCCUGGAGAAACAUAUAGAAACACAGAAGUUGCUGAUCUCUAAACUUGAGAAGAACAAAAGCAUGAAAGCGGAGGACAAGUCUCAGAUCAUGGAGACUCUGACCACUCUGACUAACAGCAUCACUAAACUACAGGAGGAAAUCAAAGGCCUCAGUGCAAUUAAAACUGUCAAGAGCAAGGCACAGGCACAGAAGGAGCUGCUGGACACAGAACUGGACCUCUACAAAAAGAUGCAGGCUGGGGAAGAUACAGCCCAACUCAAGAUCAAAUAUACCCAACUUCAGCUAGAGGCUGCCAAAAGAGGGAUCCUGACCUCAGGGCGCGGAAGAGGGGGCCACGCCAGGGGUCGGGGAGCUCUCCGGAGCAGGGGGCGCGGGGUCAGGGGCCGCGGCCGCGGCGCCCCCACGCACGCCGUCGUCGAUCACCGACCCCGAGCCCUGGAGAUCACGGGCUUUACGGAAGCGGAUCGCGUGGACCUGCUGCCGCACUUUGCACAAUUUGGAGAGAUUGAAGAUUGCCAGAUGGAGGACUCCAGCCUCAGCGCCAUCAUCACGUACAAAACGCGAGCCGAAGCAGAGCUGGCGGCGAUCCACGGAGUGAGGCUGAAUAACCAGGAGCUACGGCUGGCUUGGCACAAGCCCGCCGCCUCCCUCAACACCACUGACCCAGAGGAGGUGGAACCAGAGGAGGAGGAGUUCCAAGAAGACUCGCUCAUCGAUGACGCGUUGCUGCAGGACGAUGACGAGGAAGACGAGGACAACGAAUCUCGCUCCUGGCGGAGAUAGAGACCUCCCAGAAUCCCCCUGGCUCUUCAGUGACGUGGCUUAUGUGAACCUAUUAUUGUGUUCCACGAUUUAAACAAAAAAAAAAUGGUUGUUUUUGUUUGUUUGUUUUUUUUUUAACUGAUAGUUUGUUACAUUUCAAUUCCAUCAUUAAUCUGAUUAACACUGAGUACUAUUAGACUGCAGCUGUGUAGAAUUCGGGCUAAGAAAAGAACUACGAGAAAUACAGAGGUUCAAGUUGGAUUCAAUUUGAUGUAAAAUAAUAGAGGAGUGGAUUUCUGUCUUUUGUUAUUGAUUCAUUUUUUGUAGUAUCUAAGAACGGCUCAUGCAUUUUUUUUUUUUUUUUUAUAUGUGGUCAAAGUGUGAGACCAAAUUUCUGUAGAAACAUUGUGAUAAGGAAAUGACUGCUUGUGGCACAAGUUGAAGAAUGUUUUUAUUUCAGAAGUUAACCACAACGGCAAAAAAAAAAGAAAAAGGAAAAGCGCGUGUUUGGAUAAAGUUAACCAAGACCACGCUGUAGGCUUCAGUUUUGAUUGGUCAUUGAGGUAGUUGCUCUUUUGUGUAUAUAUUUUAUGUAUGAAUUUUAAUGAUUCGUAUGACUGCGUCGC
Molecule: messenger RNA, 3955 nt
Organism: Chanos chanos (milkfish)
Lineage: Eukaryota; Metazoa; Chordata; Actinopteri; Gonorynchiformes; Chanidae
Gene: rbm26
Product: RNA binding motif protein 26
Exons: 22
Coding region: 315-3350 (1011 amino acids)
Cellular component (GO): nucleus
Molecular function (GO): RNA binding; metal ion binding
Source: RefSeq, a predicted model, not a curated record